AGCUGGAGGGAACAAGAACAGAUAAGGAGGGAACAAGAACAGAUCAGGAUGGAACAAGAACAGAGCUGGAGGGAACAUGAACAGAGCUGGGGGGAACAAGAACAGAUCAGGAGGGAACAAGAACAGAGCUGGAGGGAACAAGAACAGAUCAGGAGGGAACAAGAACAGAGCUGGAGGGAACAAGAACAUAUCAGGAGGGAACAAGAACAGAUCAGGAGGGAACAAGAACAGAUCAGGAGGGAACAAGAACAUAUCAGGAGGGAACAAGAACAGAUCAGGAGGGAACAAGAACAG
Molecule: messenger RNA, 294 nt
Organism: Candidula unifasciata
Lineage: Eukaryota; Metazoa; Mollusca; Gastropoda; Stylommatophora; Geomitridae
Source: the annotation of a GenBank genome assembly